CUACCCUGCAAGCGUCGGACGGAUAACCCGUCAGUAGUUGUUGAGUUGGCAGCGUUGAUACCCAACCGGGAUUUUGGGGCAGACCGCGCGCGUUCGGAUGCUAUUACUGUGUUCUAGUUCACAGGAACUGCUGUGGAAAGCCAGUUUCAGUUUCGUUACUUGACGUCGUUUAGAUCUUGCUGGGAUCGUGUGAGUGCGUGUGUGUUGUUGAUAGUGUCUAGCUUUUUCCAAUGGCCGAUCGCAGUAAGCUGUGAGGAAAAGCUAGUGUAAAAUAUACUGAACAGAAGAAAGAAAAAAAAACUGACAGCCAAAUGGUGCAACCGUGCGCUCCUCUAAAACAACAAGAAAUAACAAGCAGUAAAAGUGCAUUUUUCACUGUCAGCUCAGUGAAAUGCGAAGAGUGAGGGUGCGAAAUCCGAAGUGCUUAUCAAGCUACAUCGCAUCCUAGUUGAAUCCGUUGAUAAGGGAUGAUGAUGUUGUUUUUUUUCCUGUGCUGUUGAUGAUUAUUACUUUAUAAUGGAGAAGUGGUGAGGAAUUUCCGUGUGCCGGUUGUGAAACAACAGGAAAAAAAGUGACGUCGAGUCGGAAGAAAAAUGAAUUAUUGGACGAAGAAGUGAAAAUAAGUUGUUUCUGUGUUACCGGGGAUUCGGUCCGAAAACAAAACACGAAAAAAAGAAUAAUAAGUUGCCAAACAAGCAGCUGUUCUGUGCCCCGGUGUGGUGCUUCUUCUGUUGCUCAAUAUUAUUAAGUGGAGGAAGGAAAGCGGCUGCGAGAACGACGAGAAACGACGACCGAACAACCGGAUCCUGGCGGCGUACAGUGUGGCAGCGGCGAUAAAUUUCGAUUAGACAAUCGGUGAUCCCGCGGGAGGUAAAGCCAAGUGAUUUAGUGCAGUAAUCUCAUAAUUGAGGCUAGCAUAGAUGGGGAAAAAAGCGGUGUGAAUUUCUGUGAAGAAACUGCGAUGGAGUGACUCGGGCAGCUCAAGCGUGGAGCGAAAUUAGAUCAGUUCAAGUUAAGUUGAGAAGCCUAGUUUGCUAGUUGGACGUGCCUGGAAAGUGUUGAUACACACGGGAAUCCAGUUUCCUUCCGGGUCAGAGCAGACGCGCGGUAGUGACAGUGAGAGUUUUGAGUGGAGAAAAAGUUUAAAACCCCAAAAUGAGCCCGUCACUCAGAAUUAGUUUGACAUCGUCGGCGGUGCUGGUGCUGGCCUCCUUGCUGAAUCUGGUGGAAGACGUGUCAUCCUUCCAGCCGGAUUUCGCCGAACCAAUUAUCAACAUUUCGGUGGCCAUCGGACGGGAUGCGACAUUCACCUGCCACGUACGCCAUUUGGGUGGUUAUCGGGUCGGCUGGGUCAAAGCGGACACCAAGGCAAUCCAGGCGAUCCACGAGAAUGUCAUCACCCACAAUCCGCGCGUUUCGGUGUCCCACGCCGACCAGAACACCUGGAAUCUGCACAUUAAAUCCGUCACCGAGGACGACCGGGGCGGUUACAUGUGCCAGCUCAACACGGAUCCGAUGAAGAGUCAGCUCGGCUAUCUGGACGUGGUAAUUCCGCCGGAUUUCAUCGCGGAAGACACCUCUUCGGACGUGAUCGUACCCGAGGGAAGCUCCGUAAAGCUCACCUGCAGAGCAAAAGGAUACCCGGAACCAGUGGUGACGUGGCGUCGCGAGGAUAGCACCGAAAUCGUUCUCAAAGAUUCAGCCGGCACCAAACAGGGCGUGAACUCUUACCGGGGCGAGGUGCUCAAGCUGACCAAGAUCUCACGGAGCGAAAUGGGGUCCUAUCUGUGCAUUGCGUCCAACGGAGUGCCCCCGUCGGUGUCCAAGCGGAUUUCGCUGAGCAUUCACUUUCAUCCCGUGAUUCAGGUGCCAAAUCAACUGGUCGGUGCACCCCUCGGCACCGAUGUGUCAAUCGAGUGCCAGGUAGAAGCCUCACCAAAAUCCAUCAACUACUGGGUGAAAGAUACAGGAGAAAUGAUAGUGUCAUCGCCCAAGUACCACGUGCAGGACGUUACCAAAUCGUUGUACGAGACCAAAAUGUCGAUGACGGUCAGAUCGUUCCAGAAGGAGGACGUCGGUUCCUAUCGGUGCAUCGCGAAGAACUCGCUCGGUGAAGUGGACAGCAGUAUUCGGCUGUACGAAAUCCCCGGUCCGAAUCGCAAGCUGUACGGUCCCAAGUACGGAACGGACCAGAAUGACAUCGUCAAACCUGGUCAAGCCGCCGGCGGCGGCGGCGGUAAAUCGAAACAAUCCUACCCGCCAGACGACGAAGAGCAACAAUACGGUGGCGGUUCAGCGGAAGAUUUCGAUGAGAUCAUUGACACGAUGCAGCACCAACAUCACCACCACCACCAUCAGCAGCAGCAGCCCGGUGGCAGACCAACGUCCCGGUCACCGUUCGGUUCGCUGGACCAUCCGAACAGCGUCAACGGGGAAAGGAUCGGCGGCCGCGGUGGUAACGGAGCAACGUCCAUCGGUGGCUCUAGUAGCAACGGUGGUGGUGCCGGCAGCAGCAGCAGCGCCAACAAUAAAAAUCUGAUAGCACUGAUGAAUGAUAUUGGCACGAGAAAGCCGUUCGUUAUACCGCCGGGCCGAGGAGCCGACGGUAGUCUGGAAGGUGGUAGCAAUGGGGCACGACGGGGUGCACGCUUUGGUGCCGGCAUUGCGGAACUUGCCGUUCCGGCUCGGCUGCUGCUGGUGGUCCUUCUGGGAGCCAGCUGGUUCGCGAUUUACUGCCGACGGCAUAGUUUAGUGUAAGGAUGGUAUCGCGCAGGUAUGUGUGUGUGUGUGCCAUCAUAAUAAUAGGCUCUUAGGCUAUAACGCGCUCUAUUAAUAGAGGUGCAACAGGGAACGACAAAGUGCGCUCUGAAAAUUUAGAACAACGCAGGACGGGGACGAGUAUUGUUCUUCUUUUGUUACCGAGCUAUACUGCUAGUAUGAUAAAUAGAGGAAAAUAUAUCUUCAGGGGACAGUGUUAGAGGGGAAAUGGGCAGGUUCGUUGUACAUUGGAUGUAAAUUGGAGUAAUAAUUGCAGGAUGUAAAGAUUAGAUAUGUACAUUGCAGAUGCCAGCAUACAAAAGGCUUAAUAGUUGUUUCACCGUGUUUUUUGUUAAACGAACUUAUGGUUGAUGAUCGUAUCAUAAAUAUUGAGUUGUGUUAUUUGCCUGGAGAAUUUAUAAUAGAAGAUAAAUGUCAUCUAUUUGGGUUAGUCAAACAGCUGCUACUGUUUCAACAAAUUGUAUAGCUUCUACAAACAGGUCAAGCCAGGGUACCGAUCACUGAAGUUAAUUGAAUUAAGUAGCGUAAAUAACCGUCGGUCACAAGGCCUGUAACGCAAUUUCUAGGUGUCUUGGUGCGAAAUUCUUUCAAAUCAUUACAACCAACAAUCUACACGUGAACAAGGAUCUCGAACCACGAGUCAAUUAAACUGCAAUACGGACCGCGUUCGGAGAAUCGUGGUCAAUGUUGUCAAUUGCAUUCAACAAUACAUUAAGAACUGCUUAGUACCGCAAUGCGAAUAAGUCCACAAUUCAAUUGAGACCAAAUGAGUGACAAAUCCACAAGAUAAACUCUUCCCACUCGAGUAGAUUUAAUUCCCCUAUCUUCCCAAACAACAAGCUGUUCAUCGUUCAGGGAAACAAUCCCAACAGGAAACAACGGCGGUGGUGGUGUGGAAAACAGAAACCACGGAAACCAUCAAACGACACCUUUCAGGAAACAUAACAAACCAUCGCGUCGUCCUAUCAGCGCGCAGAGCUUUGGUUUCAGCUCGUUAAAACAGUUGUCUUCUGUUUCGUGGUGUAUGUUUGCUAGAAGCGAACGGGAGCGGGAGAAGACGGUGGUGCAUUUCCAGGAAACGGAACUCCAUCAUUUUCCCCUGCCUUGUCUCUGCGGGUGGCUCUCCUCCACCCAUUCACAAUCCCAGUCGGUGUCUAUAAUAACAGACGCCGAGUCGUGUCACGCCGACAACGCAACAAACGGGAAGGUUGAUAUUAAAUGGCACAAUAUGAUAUAAUAAUUAUAUUUUAAUUAUGAAGUCAUUAUCAUCGAGCUUCUGGUAGGAGCUGCUUCCGAGAGUAAUUUGCCGCCCCAACCAUCCCCGUGCCGUGUGCUCAGUCGGUAUUCCGAGAAGUGGCCGGAUUUGCGUGAACAAGGUGGGAAACUUGAGUUAACUAACACUUUAUGGUUUGCUUGAGUUCAGAGAGAGAGAGAAAUUGAUGAUUGGAUAAUAUCUGUUUAGUGAAGCGAUCGUGCAGGUAGUGCUACGUGUAAGUUGAUGCAUAUUAGGAGAAUAAAGGACGAAGGUUAUUCGGUUAAAUUUGAAUCUGAGAAACUUCCUUUAUGACAAUCGGAAUAACUAACUUUUGAGGAAAACCAUAAUCCAUAAUUGAAGAUAAUUUGAACCCAUUAUUAUACUACAACUUUUUCAAUUUCUAAGGAAAAGGAUUCCCUAUGACAAGUUCGAGUUACUGGAAACCAGAAGUAUAAAAAUGCAGAAAAAGGAAAAUUAUCUUCCACUUAACACUCCAUUGACUCGCGACCCCAUUCCCCGGGAUGAACAAGCGAGAGAACGCAGAUACGAUGUCAUCGGAUGAACCAACCGGUAAAUAUUCGUGUCUAUAUGAUACUAGGAACUAGUAUAAUCGGCAAAAGAUGCCUCCCCCCAUCCCCCUUGCUCACCACCAACCACGCAUCGAUUGCCGCAUCGAACAAAACUGAACUCAACCUGAAGGGGAACAGAAGCAGAGCGGGGCACAAAGAAAUUAUCUUCUCUGAACCGCAAAAUAACAAAAGAGGGGCGAGAAAAGGACUGUCAGCUACCGCAGACCAUAGACCGCAGCAGGAUCCGUUUCUUUACGUUUACAGUGGUGGACAAAGUAAUAAGACUACGGCAUAGAAAUACAAGGUUAUUAAUUUAUUAUUUCGAAGUGUGACAUCUUGUAAGAACUCGGCGUAAAGAUAUUGGUCCAGAUCAACCUGCAUGUUGUUGUUGUAAACAGACGCACUGAACUUGAGUUUUCUGUGUCUCGUAGUAUUUUUAAUUGUCUGAUUUACUUACCCGAAUCACCCGAUGGCGCUGUGUUGGUUUGACAAAAAAUCAUUGUCUAAUUAUCGAUAAAUAACGAAUAGAAGAUCAAAAGCAGAAGUUCGUAGGUAUUUUCAUUUUUCCACAAAAAAUUCUCAAGUAUUGCUUGAUUUUCCGUCGAAUCCAGGAGGUUUGAUUUGUGUGUAAUUCCCCACAAAAAAAUUACGCGCCGUCUCCGCCAUCUGCACGCGAGUAACGGAAGGUGUUUCACCCAUUUCAAUCUGGCGCAUAGUGAGAUAAGAUCAAAAAGCGGGCAUAUGGCGGGUUGGCGGCAACCGUGAGUUCAACUCUCCCGUUAAUGGAAUUGAGAGAAGUGCAUGCCGCGGGCAUUGCGGAUUGGGUUUUCGCCGUACUUGUACUCCUAGUAUGCAGCGAUCCACACUAGGCCUGUUGUCUAGUUCCAUCAAGAACCUGUACUGGCUGUAUGAUGAUUGUGCAGAAAUCCGGUUCCGCUGGUCCUAUCGUGGUCACAAAAAGCUAUGGGAAGCUGUAGAUAAUCUAAACGCAGUCAUCUCAAAUCCCUCGAGCCGCAUUGAGACUCACUUUCCGGCUAAUUCUGGUUCUGUAGCUCAAAGGAGGCUACUUGUCAAGCGACUUCCGUGGGACCGCUCAUUCCAAGUCGCGAGAAUAAUGUAAAAACUCGGGUCACUGUCACCGUUGUCUACGGUACUAGCGCCAUUCAGCCGGGAAUUAGAAUACUUGCUGAUAAUCGGGAUCAAUUCUGAGUCUAUCUGAGCCAUCUCUACCCGAGCCAUACAGGGGAGCAAAUGAUUGCUAUGACCCAAGAAUGCCUCGGAAAAAGCAACACCCUCCAAGCCAUUUUGUUGGUCAAGAAGGAUACCGAUCUCACGAAACUCAGUUUCAUUUCUUUCCGAGGUUAGCUUCCGAGCGAACUAAAGGAAACUGCACUCAAAGCGUCUACUCGGCCGACUAGAGUACUCGUUCGUGAAUUUAAUUUCGACCAGCCAAAGCUAGAUAGAUUUCGUUAAUCGGAUACCGGGAUGCACCGCCGCUUGUAUUGUGGAAACCCUCAAUUUCUCCGCUACAGUCCAGCUAUUGCAGCCAACGUUCGCCAGUCGAUCCAGUCGUGUGUGCUGAUGUGGAGAAAGAGUCUUCUAAACCUCCUACUGUUGCACGUAUCCGGCAUCCAUUCUAAAUAAUUCAAGCGCUGAAAUGUUCCCCGAUUCCAGUUAAUCGUUACUCGUCUCUUCCCUCACUUGGACGCACACUUGCCGCCAGUCGUAAGGAAACCCACUAGUCCCCCAAUGACAGUCGAGCCUUUCCUGCCAGCGACCAGCAGACGUCCCGGUUUUGUUAGUGGAGUUGGGAAAAGAGGUCUUCCGCAAGCCUAUCUCAGGCUAGUACCAAUGCGUCUAUGGGCUCUUUCUUGCCUCAUAGCUUUUCUAUUUCUAGCCUUGGUCAACGACGGGACAAGCUGCUGAUAUUGUACCAAAAUGUAGCUGGUAUCAACUCAGCCGGUGAGGAGUAUCGCCUUGCAAUCUUCGACAGGAGUUUUGACAUCAUUGUCUUCGUCGAAACGGGGUUGAACGAUGAACCGUUUUCCAGUCAGAUUUUCGGUACUGGAGGUGUUUCGUUGUAACCCUAGCAAUAGCCGAAAAUGCAUCGGAGGUGGUGUGCAGUUAAUACCUACUCGAGGGUAAGAAUUGUCGAGAACAUUUCUUGGAUUUGCCUUGAGCUUGACGACCGAAUGUUGCACUUGUGGGCGUUGUGCUAGCCAUCGCAGUAUCGCGUACCUAUUUUUCUCCAUCGAUUGGGAAAAUAUUCUGGACUCGUCGAUGUCGAAACCGCAAGGUCAAACUUUUCCCAGCGUUCUGGAGUACGCUAUUGAAAGUCGGUUCCGAAGAAAGUUCAUCUCCAACAAACCGGCAGUUUACCAAGUAACACAUAAUACAACUCACUGAUGUAAUAGUCUCAACCAUACGUAUGAACGAGCCAGUGUUCGACAUUCAGCAAAAUAUUUAGUGUAAUCUUGAGUCGUAUCCCAAACGUUUCUGAAAAUAUGCGAAUGAGCAACACAAAGAAUCUGGACUGGCGUCGUCCAUGGCUCUUAAUAGGAACACAACUUCCACAUGUACCUCUUUCGGUUCGGAAAAAAUCGCAAAUAUGUUUACAGAUGAGGCACUGCACUAAAUCCGGGUGCUGUAGAUAUCGAUACAACGAUGAUUACGAGCUUCCUGUCGGUGUAAGUCAUCUCACAAUCCGGAACCCGACACAGGUUCUCCUCCGCUAUUCUUAAAAGGCACGUCGGAGCUUUGAUUACUCCAUAUCUUUCGAGCAUCUAUUGCUAGAGCUAUUUUUCCAUCUUGCUGGAAAUUCCCGAACAUGUUCCCAGUCCAUAAAAGAGGUUUUUAUCGUACCGCGGAAUAACUUUACUGAGUGGAACCUCUAGGCUCACUGUAAACAGUACCUAAGUGACGAUCAAUACAAUUUCACGUCUGGACGGUCACCUGCGUGUAUCCUGCUAUGUUAUAUCCUACAUAACAAACGCCGCGCUCAAACCGACGUUUUUACACUAACUGCCGCUUUCGAUAAGAUAUACUGGAGAGAUUUGGAAUAAAUUGUGGUUUCGAUCCUACCCAACAGAUAGAGAGACAGCGGUUGUCAUAGGAGACUGUCAGGGCCUCACCUUCACGUCUACGUCUGGAAUACCUCAAGGAAACCAUUUGGGACCGUUGAUGUUUCCGCUAUACUUCAAUGAUGUAUAUCUAGUUAUGAAGACUCCACGAUUGUCCUUCGAGGACGAUCUCAAGGUUUUUCAUUUAAUUUGUUCAAUUGAAGAUUGCAGAUUUCUCAAACUUGCCCUUUGCUAAUUGUUAUUACACCAGAGCUUGAAAAAAUUGAUAUCCUUGCGUGAACUUGAAAGAAAAUAAAAUUCAAUUCAUGCCCGCUGUGAUGAAUGAAAUGUUUGGUUCGUUUACCUCGUCAUUCGUUCUCCCGAUGCAGCGCAUUCAGGUUCGGACAUGUUUGGUUUCAGAAGAAAACUGAAUUUUGUUUAUUUUCUACCUAUCAGAAGGAUUAUAGAGCAAAAGUGCACCAGAUUACGCAGUUUAUUUAUGCUCGAAAAUGUAGAAGAUGCCAACUUCUGCCUUCAAACUGUCCACAUAACAACAAAUGAAUGAUUUGGUUGGCGAAGGAAUUUGUAUUUCCUCUGCACUCAAGUAUUCGAUUCCGCAUGAAAUUUCAGUCGGUGAGGCGGUGAAUGUGAAUGUUUGUUUCGGUAAAUACAAACAGAAAUAAGUAAUUGAUUUUGAAAUUUCGCAGCACUGCAUAACUCCAACCGAAGUGCUUGCUAAUAAUAUUUUUACAGAAGAAGGAUUUGAUUUAUUUUGACAACCGUCUACUAGGAACAGAGAUCUGUUAUUAAAUCUUAUUCUCUACAAGUUUCUAACAAAUUCACUGAAAAUAGGCCUUUUAUUCAGUUUUUGAUAUUUCUCAAAGUACCAUAAAAAAUCUAGCAAAGAACGAAAAUCUUACCUGAGGCCUGUGCACUCAAAAAAAACGUAAUAAGCUUUUCAAAAGUACAAGUACUAAUAUUUUACGUUGCAUAAUAGUCCUUUUCUGGCUAAUAUUUUUAGCGCCUGUAUUAUUGGCAGCACUGAAAUUACAAGUCACUUCGAAUCGUCUAUCUGUCAAAGUUCACUCGAAUGUUCACGACCAUCCCACGAUUUUUACCGGAAAACUGGAAAAUUCGCCAUAAAAUGUCUUCGAACAAAGUAAACCAACGUGAAGAUCAGAGAAGGCUUUGCGUUUUUGAUAUCAUUCGUAAAGGAAAAGAUGUAUUGUUUGGACCACUCUCAGCCACAAUAACGAAGCAGAUGCGUAAUUGGGCAACGUUGAAGAUUAUGCCACUUCCGGUGAAAAUUUCAACGUGUCGACAUGUUGGUUUUCACCGAGUGCUAGAUAAUUCGCUUUUUUCACCUUGAUUGGGCGAAUUACUCGUGCUGUGGUGGACCAAUUUUGUGGCGCUGCGAGUUUAUCGUCGGUUAGUCACAAAAAGUAAAGUCCAUUGGACUAUAAACGAAAAUUAACUGGCAAUAUAGCUUUAUAUGCUGUGCCAUUUUGGGCUUUGUUUCACAAACAAGCCAAACAGAAGCGAAGAAGAAGAAGAAGAAGAAGAAGAUUACGCCAAAUCUAUUGGAGCUUUGUCAAGGAGAAAAGAACCUAUGUACAUUCAAGUUUUUUUUAUGGACAAAUAUCCGAAAAUGUUGAUAAUGCGUGCGAUUUUUUUUCUAGCAAGCUGAUAUUCUAGUAAACAACUAAUUGAAAUAUUGGGAAAAGUCAGACAACGCCAAGAAAACAGAAAAUAGCAGGGGUCUUGAAGCUAGAACUAACGAUAACUGCAACUGUCGACAUACUAUAGUCCACGACAUUCUUGGUAAAGAUUUGCUAGUCUUUGAGGGCAUAAAAAAGUGUUAUUUCGUGAAGUAAUGAAAUAAUUAAUGAGCUCUAAAUUAAUUAUUUCAUUACUUCACGAAAUAACACUUUUUUAUGCCGAAACGCUCUCAUUGUUUUGACCGACACUGUAUGUAGGGUGAUUUAUAGAUUCCAACGGAAACGAAUCCGAGUGAAUCGUAAAACCCGUUGGCGCCGAACUAUUAGCUGGCGGGAAGUGUGAACCAAGCCCGGUAUGUGCGAAUACGAGAAAAAGUGAGUGCUGCCUGCUAGUCUCCGCUAACAUAUUCUGAUGGAAACUGGAGUUCUUUUUUAUGGUUUAAGAACAAAGGAAUGGAAGUAAUACCCCAGUUGGGGUAGCUAAUAUGUAGUAGCGAUUUAGAUACAAAAAAAAUCAUGUAUGGUCUAAUAAAUUUAAUAGUUCCUGCAUCAAUAAUUAGGUGGAGAUACUUACGGGAGUUAACCGAAUCUUACGAAUGCUGGAGCUAAUCGAGCAUGAUGUCACAGAAUGAAUUCAUACUGAGCAGCUAUCGCUAUAGAUAAGACAUUUAGGCCAAAACAAAAUGUAUUUAAAAAGUUGUCUGUACUUUCAAAUUGAUAAUCGUUGGAAACAAGUUUUUCACUAUUAUCGUCUGCGCAACUGUUUACUACAUGAGUUUGACAGUUACACUCCAAUUGCAUUACAUCGAUCGCUGCGCCACCUAAUGUUUCAGGCGGCUGCUUUAUUCGGAAUUGCAGUUGUGGAUGUUUACACACAUUUCGAAUUGAGCCUGUUAUCUGUGAUCUAGCUUAGAAUUCAUCUCGUCAGUAACUGGAACUAACUUGGAGCCAGGUGUACGCUAAAUCUUAACUAGCACCAAUUAGACACUAAAACCAGAGUUUUUAUGCUUAUUUCCAGAGAUAUCACUCGGGAUUAGCUAGUUUCCAGUCACAUAAGUUGUGUGACUGUUUGGAGUUAGUUUUUAGCCGGUGCCGCUUUGGUGCUAAUUUUGAUUUAGCAUCUAUCCGAUCCCACACUGGUUACCCUGGAGCGGCGGCUUAGAGGGUGUGACGCUGGUCUCGUAAGCCAGUCGUCAUAUGUUUUAGCCCGUAUUAGGAGGGAUCAUCAGUGUUCGCAGGAUCGUAGCCCUAGCCACGAAACGUCCUUUACAUUAAGAAUUGGCUGCGAAGUCGGUUAAAACAGAACGUGGAAAUUCAGCAAAAGGAUUAUAGUACCAAAGUUUUGCUUUUGGUCCCAAGAUGCUGCUAGUUACUGACGAGAUAAUGUUCUCUUGUUGUCCCAUUUGCUACUUCCGCAGCAGUCCUUAGCGAUUAAGUAUGGGAAGUUAGCAAGGCACUUUUUUUUAAAUCUCCCUAGCGACAAAGCGGCUAAUCGCCGGAUCAAUACAGUGAACAUCCCAGGGGAAACCUUUGUCCGCCCUGUUUUGUUCCCCAUGGCGCGCAAAGAGUGAAGGAUUGAUAAUUGCUCACUUUUUAAGAUCUUUACCCUUUUUUAAAGAAAAUUAUAGAAACCUUCAAACAAUGAAUAUUAUUUCCGAGGCGUGAAAGCCCAAGCCUUGCGUACCAGUCGACUCUGCUCAACAAAUUGGUUCAAUGUCUGUUAUCGAGAAGGAUUGUUCAACAGACACCACUGUCUGCUGGCUCGUGGUAGAAUCGGAUUGUUAGUGCAGUAAUUUGUAGUAGUUAAGCCUACCGACCAAACCUAAAGCUCUUGUUUAUCUCAAUCCUCAUCCCUCCGGAGCCACUAUUUCUGCUUCUAUUCUUUUUGUUUUGUGUUAAUCGUUCAUGUUUUCUCCAUUACUAGUUUUUCAGAUUCUUCUUGGUGCUACUCGUUACUAUUUAUCCGCUAGCUGCUGCUGAGAAUUUUUCGGCGGCGGUAUUUCUCCCGAUACCGAGGCCCGUUUUCGUGAACCAUUUUGCAACUUCGACCGAGAUAUUACUAGCAGUGAAAUUUCUCCUAAUUACAAUAUCCUGAUUUUCUUCGACUUCGUAUUUUUCCUUAGCUCCCAUUGCUAGCUCGCUGACCGUCCCUUAUCGUGUAACUGGUCUACUCACAAAUAUUGCUAAUAUCGAAACAUGUCCAAAGGUGAACCGACCUGGAGAUGCGGACCAACUUGGCUUUCAUCCCUUUCCAGCCAUUCUCUCAAAUCUAAACCCGUAAUGGGAGGGGUUUGAACUGCCGAAAACCCUCCCCUUGCACACGGGUCUGCCUAGGGGAACGAUAGUUUGGAAGUGGGAGGAAAUCAUAUAAAUACUAUAAAUACACUUUAGCUUUUGUUUGUUUUCUUUUUGAGAGAAUGUAAUUUAAUGGAAUCAAAAAAUAGGAGACAGUUUCAAAAUUGAUUUUGAUAAGAGAGGCCUAUUUGAUUGAGAGAGACAUUUUUAGGAAGAGAUAGAGGGUGAAUAACGAUGACAGAGAACUUGCAGUUUGUGGCAAACGACGUUAGUAAAAACCUUGGACUGCCAAGGCAGCACACAGUGGGAUGUUGGGUGGUCCUACUCGGACCCGUAGCGAAUCCUCCAGCAAUCAAUUCCGGUUGACGCAAAUGCGCUCUGGUGCGAAUCGGCACCACAAGAGAUCACGUUGGGUGGUCUUGCUCUUGCCGGAAAGGAAUUCAUUAGCCGCGACAUGGCAGAACUAUACACGGUGCAUGUCCAGACAAUGUUUUCGAUGUCGUGAUAGCCGUUACCACAAACACAGACACCACCAUACACGAACCCAAUACGUCGGAGAUGUCCAUCGUAUAACGGCUUGAGAUGAGUCGGGACGUCGCACGAAUGAAUUCACGACCCAAAUCCAUCCCCUUGAAUUAAAGUUUCGUCGAUACCUUCGGAACUAUCGAAUGCUCCCCAUUGCUUCACGAAGUUUGCCGAUUAUUCGAGAGUUCUCUGAUGAGUAGUAGUAAAAAAUUCGAUCAAGCAAAUUGGACUUUUAUAAAUGUCUGAAUGGAACAAUGAGAAAGGACCAAACCAAGCAAGGCAUGGAAAAAAUUCAGAUAAAGCACUCAGUAUUUCCCGUAAAUUACGAAGAGUGCUUUUCAUGUUUCAAGCUCCUAUAACUUAGAUUUGCUCAAUUAUUUACAGACUUUUUGAAUAUUUUUUAUACACAAUUCACCUAAACAUUCAUAGUAUCUUGUUGGCGCAAUAUGCUGCUGCGUGUUGGGAUUUUUUUUCCUUGGUGGUGAAGCAUUAGGUGUCCGCCUCAUCUUGGGAGUCAAGCGGCCUUCGCUCGCGUUAUCGUACUCAUCUCUGUCGUCAUCGGCACUGCUUUCUUGCUGUUCACGAUCGCGUGAUUUUGUUUGAAUUUUGUUCCUGUGGGUUGCUAUUGCGUAUCCGGCUUCUUACACACCAUUUUUUUGUAUUUUGCUUCAGCAAAAUAUUUUGCCGAAACUUUUCAGCAAAACUGGAUUUGCUAAGAGAUCAGCUUUGCAAUUUUUGUUUUGCUGAUUUUUAGUAAAGCCCAUUAUUUUGACGAAAAUCAGCAAAUCUAUAGAAUUUUAAUGCUAAAACAAUCAGUGAAAGAAUGGCAAAUUUGCUGAGUUCCAGCAAAUCAAACUGACGGUUCAGCGAAUUUUGACAGUUUUGAAUUGCUGUAAUUUCAGCGAAAUAUAUUUUGCUGGAAGUAUUGCUGAUGUUUCAGCAAGGAAAAAUUCAGCAAAAUUUUGCUGUUAUUCGGCAAUCAAAAUUUAGUGUGUAGGUUUCGCUGUUGAUGGUGCUACUUGAUGAUUUUCAGAUAGUAGGUGAGAUUGUUGUUGAGUGAAUAUUAGUUCUUGUCAAAUCCACAGAUAUUGGUUUAGCAGCCGUUUGUGGUUUUGGGUAAGAUGAUUGUGUGCUGCUUUUGGUUGAACCCGAACUUUCCCGACUAAUUGACGCUCUUAAGCGGAUUAAUUGUAACAUUCUGUAAUAAGUCGUCGAAAAAGUUUUGAUUUAAUAAUGUUUUUCUUAGCUACUUCUGUGCAAGAUUCGCCGAAGGUGGGUUUUUUUGCAGAAUUUAGCUUGGGUGCGUGACCAGUGUUGUCUGAUGCAAGGUGCCUUUUUCCCAAACAUGCGGGAAGUUCCUUCAAGUAUCAGCUGUGGCGGAAAACACUUUUAAUCUUGCCGUCAGGAGUACGUGGAACCAUAGGCGAACUUCUCUGGUAUCGUUCUCUAUAUGUACGCCGAUGCUGAUUUUGUCGUGUCCGCAUUCGACGAUGUGCUGUACGUUAUUUCGCGAAACGAAUGACUGUUUGAGGUGGUGCCCGUAGUGGACCUACUAAUUGCUGUGUAUCGACACUCAUCACUAUUUCACACAGUAGGUAUAUGUAACGUGUUUGUGCACUGGAUAAAGAACAACGCGAUAGAUCAAUUAUUUGCUUGCUGCUCUGCUGUCUAUAGCGAAGCGAUAUUUUCGUCCAUUAUGAUGAUGAAGAUGAUGGCUUUGAAACUAUCAUUGGGACCAGGUUUUUGUGGAUUUUUAAUAUUAACAUUUUCAUGUCCAACUUUUUUCUAAUGUAUAUAUGGUUCCAAACUACUUUUGCAUAAGAUCGUCGGGGUCAAGAAACCUAAAAACUCUGUUUAGAUAAAAAAAUGUGCUACUCUCCCAGUGUUAGAAGCUGCUCAAUUUUUACCUUCCGUUGCUCAAUAUAUUUUUUAUAAAAUAUUUACAAUAUUCCAAAUGCUUGGAAAAGAUAGUCGAAGACAGUCUAAAUUGAUUGGUUUUAACAAUUUUCAAUAAUAGUCCAAGCCAACGAUAUUAUCUUAAAAUUUAUUUUUUUACUGUCAGAGUUAGAGAUGCAAACAGUGGCAUUAACAUCCCCUUGGCCAGCUUUCUGACAUCUGUUAGUCGUUCCAACCUUAGAUGGACAGACAACCAGCGAAUUUCAACUUUAAUCCAUAUUAAGUUUGUUAAAAAUACCUUAGUUUUUGUCCGCAAUUACAAAUAUCUGACCAGAUCGGAAGUUUAUAAAAAAAUUAUCAGUAAAAAAUGAAGUUGAACUUGUUCGGAAACCGUGGCCAUGGUCCUACUUUAGUGUUCGGUACAGUUGAUUGCUGAAACUGGAAAAAAUAAUUACCUUCCCGCAGAUAGAUUCUACACCACAAUCAGCGAAGAAUUCAAAUUAUCGUUGGAGAUAUUUGCAAUCUUCAAUUGAACGGAUGAAACGAAACAUUUUGAGAUCGUCUGUGAAAGAUCGGAGAGGAGUCUUCAGCAUUAAAUAUACGUUAUUGAAGAAAAGCAGAACAAUCAAUAGUCCCACGUAGCUUCCCUGGGCUAUUCCUGGCGUAGAAGUAAAUGUGAGUGCCCGACAAUCUCCUCAAUCACAAUUAUCUUUCAAUUAGUGGUGACGAUUGAACCAGUGAAUUGUCAAUGCAUGCAAGCAGGCUGUGCAAAGAAAAGAAUGACAGCUCUAUCACUUCUUUUACGGUGUCAGUACAGUUAACCUCACUUUUCUUGACAGUUCGCUUGUACUGUUUACAUGGACUUAGAAAAAAUUGUGGACGACUAGAUUCGCUCGAAGCAAAUCGUAAAAAAAAAUUCUAAGUCCCUGUAAACAGUACAAGUGAACUGUCGAAAAUGAACACUCAGUUCAUUUGUGACAUCCCCGUAAAGUAUUCAAUGGCGAAAGUAGUGAAGCAACUACUGAUCAGCAUUUAAGGACAUUAUACAAGCGAGCCACAACAUAGCUCCUACGCAGCAUACACCCCUCUCCCCUUCCGAACCAUGUAUCUGACAUGAGCAAAUAUAAAAUACGUUUUUCGAUACACCAACCUUGUCGGUGUAUCACGAAACUGCUACUUGAGGAGGCCAGAACAUUUUCCUAUACAAUCAACCCGAGUUUUUGACGGAAUUUCAUCUGUAGCUCUUAUUUUGUGCGAAAAUAUCACCCCUCUUCUAUUGGGGUUUCUGUUCGAAACACACUUAUUUUUCUUCUUCUCACUUUCAGUCCACUUUUUCAAAUGCACUUUAAUCAUACACCCGCGAAACUUUAAUUGUUUACUAACAAAACUUUCUGCCAAUGUGCAGAUGACCGAAGGAAAAUGCCCGAAAACUCUCAUUUGUGCGUUUGAAUUUUCACUUCGAAUUCAAUUUUUGAAGUAGAAUACUUCUAACGUUUCAAUAUGGGGUCCCGUUUCAAAAAUUUCAGUUGAGAAAUUUUCCCAGAUUUGAAAUGCAAAUAUCUUCCGUUCUACUGGACGAAAUCGCAAUAUUUUUGCACUAUCUGAUCGGAAAUUUGUGCACGUAUUUCGUAUUAAAUUUCGGAAUUAGUGCGACUACUAUAAAUAAACCAAAACAAGGAUUUUUAGAAAAUCCUUCGGAAACAGCGAGGAAAAUGCGCAAUUUGCAGCAUAUCCCACGCAGAGCCGUCAAAAAGGAGCAUGUAAGCGUUUCAUUACAUACGGGAAUGUUAUAUAUACAGGUCACGCGAGCUUGUUUUGUAUCAGUGGGUGCUCGCUUACCACACGAGCAACAUGCUCGUCCGGACGGUACAAUGAGCGGUAUCAUGUUUGCGUUCCCUACCAAGCGUCAUCGCAAGGUUCUUCGUGAUAAAAUCCAGGGAAUCACCAAAUCCGCCAUUCGGCGUCUGGCUCGUCGUGGUAAUGUAAAAUGCAUUUCCGAUUUAAUCUACGAAUGCUGAUGGUGUGCAGGAAAAUGUCAUCCGAGAUGCCGUGACCUAUACUGAACACGCCAAGUGCAAAAUCUCAAUGAAUGUCGUCUAUACUCUGUAGCGGCAGGGACGCACAUUGUAUGGUAGAACUCACUUGUAUCAUUAUAAAAAAGGUCCUUUUCAGGGCCACCAAACUCAUUUCAAAGAAUAAGUUUGCAUUUUCUGUUUCAUGGACUGUUUCUCCUUGGGGAGCAAUUUGGGUUAAACCCUAAAUUAUGAUUUAUUUCAGUACGCAAAUUGCAAAUAUGGUCAGAAACAAACUGGAGUGAAGUGGAAAACAUUUUUACUAGGCGCAUUCAAAAAAGGUUUCAAUUCUCAAACAUUUUACCAAGGUGCCGUAUUACAUUACUCUCUUUACCCUAAGUGUUCGAUAAUCUCUGUAUUGGAAACACAAUUUCAAUUUUGUUCUUUAUCAAAAAUAUGUGGUCGACCAACGAAGGGGUGGAGCUUCGAAGAACACAUAUUGAGGACAACACAAAAAAGGACGAGCUUACAUUGUGCUGUAGUCAGGUAUAAAAACUCAGCAUGCUGUUGCUCACGCUCAGUUCGUUUACAGCAUCGGCAUGCAGCAGUUCGUUUGCAGCAUCUCUCGCAAAAUUCAAACUGCCGUCCGUUUGCUGCGGUCAGAAGAGUUGGCCAAGCACGCCGUCUCAGAUGGCACCAAAACUGUUACCAAAUACACCAGCUCCAAGUAAAUUCCGAACACUGCCCAAACAAAUGGCCCUUUUCAGGGCCAUCAAUUUAUCGACAAAGAAUGAAAUUGAAGUUUUGUUAUUACAAGCAUCAGAAAGUGGCUUGUCAAGAGCGUUGAAUGGUAAGUGAGCCACUUGUGAACAAGAUCGUCGCUUUCAAGUAGAAUGGCACAGGUUAGUGUAAUGAUUCAAUUUACAAAAAUCGAACGUUUUCUAACGUUUCGAUAUAGGUGGACCGUUUCAAAAUUUUCGGCCAGAAUGUUGCCUGUUUUUUUCUAAAAGUGAAAAUCUGCUGUUGUACUGAAUGAAAACCUUCAAUUUUUGCGCUGAUUGGAAAUAGUUGUGACUAGUUGUGUAGAAUGUAAAAUUACUGAAAAUAACAGAUUUUGUGAAAGCAGUGGUUGGUCCGUACAAUUCGAUUCCAAGCGAGCCAGACUAGUUUUCGUUGGAAGGUCCAUCUCUGACAAUAGAAAUAAACUAUUUUAUUUUGAAUUCAACUACAACUUCCUUGAAAACAGCACAGCUAAAAAACUUUUGGGAAAAACGCGCAAACCUAAAUUUUCCACUAUAAUAAAAACUAGUGCCCCCGCCGCACAGCAUCAUCAAGAUAGAUAGUAAUUCAAGCCGGGAGGAAAGGGGGAGGGAGGUUGUAAGGCAAUGGAAAAUUUCAUUUAUAAUAAUAAUACUUUAUAAUUGGCUGGUCCUGAAAAGAACUUGUUGGUUUGUGGUUCAUUUUGGGUCACAAUUUAGGCCCGCUCGAUUUCUGAUAGCUGUAAAUUUUUCGCAGGGCGACAGUUUCUGUUCGGUAGCGAUGAGGCUUCUUAACGCCAACCGUGACUGGGGCACUUUUACACGGCCUUCGUUGCCAACUGCUUGCGGGGAGCCUUUCCGCCGGUGGACUUACGAGCGGUUUGUUUGGUACAGGCCAUGUAGCGAAAAAUGCUGAUCUGCUACUUCUCUGAUGCUGGUAGUAGGACGACGGUCAAACGCUCGUUUUCGUGCCUUCAUUCAUAAAAGUUCAACAAUAUUUUCAAAGAAUGUUGCAAAUUGUCAACUUGAUAAUUCCAAACAUACUCCAAAUAAACUAUGUGCUAAAGUCGAUAAAAUCGCAUAGAAAUUGCUUAUUCCAGAGGAGAAUUUACCGGUCUAAAGUGUAUUCUACUUCACUCCGGUUAUGUCUCUGACAUUACCCACCCAUCUUUUUCUCAAUGUAAACAAACGCGUCGGUGCCUAGCAACAAGCGUGCGUUCCUGACUUCCACAUAUCUUCACCUUAAUGAGUUCGGAACGACAGUUUGUGAACACGAUAUGACUCCAAUCAAUCAUUAGAGCACACCUACGACGCGACCUGGCACUCCAUGAAACAUUCCGAAUGAAACGGUGAGUUUUUUACCGCCUGUCAUCAGUACAUUGGGUUACCUUGGAAAAGUGUAUAAAUUAAUUCGUCGUGCAAGUCUCAAAUUGCCACUUGAUGAUGUCAUUUCAAAACGACAGUUAUAUUUCUAAUACAUACGUGAAAACUUUACGUGGAGACGUCAGUUAAAUAUCAGUGAUUCACUUAGAUAGUAGAAAACACCCAUGCAUACAAUUUGAGAGUUUUAUUAAGACUUUCGAUUCAAAUACACACUACAUUCCAAGAACCGAUUCUUCCACCAGCUAUCUUCAGCACCAUUCAUCAUCUCCACUAUCACCAUCAUCGCCGUCGCCGUCAUCAUCAUCAUCAUACUCAUUCUCACUAUCCCCACCAGACGACAUGACGACAACCCCUACAUUACUGCAAAGGACCCGGUUCCCUCCUCCUCCCCCACACCAACAACAACGAGUAUAGUGUCUCGGACCGACAUCGGAGUGGCUGUCUCAUCUUAUUCAAAUUAAAUUAAAUUUUAAAAUUUUAAGCUCAGUGAAUAGUGAAAUUUAAAACGCCAACCAAAACUGUCUCUCUGGUCGGUGGCGGUGGUGGUCGUUGGCGAUGGUAGACGCCGUUCCCUCUCCUAGACUAGCCCCAUACCAACCCCAUUACACAGUGAAGCGACGGAUUGUAGUUAUGAGGAAUCAGAUGGGGAUGGGACGAAAAGAGAGAUGAAACUACACCAGGCGGAAAAUCGCACUAUAGUGAGAUGUGACAUUAUGCGAAAUGAAAGUUAUGAAUUUGUCGCUUUGAAGCGAGUGAAGUUUUGCAACUAGAUCCUGGAAGGAAAUUGCAGCAUAGUUUGAAGAUUUGUCGUGAUAUGCUUGAUGAGGCUGACGGUUGUCAAAAUUAGUUCGAUUAUCUAGAUAUAGGUUGGAUAAUCGUGUGGGUAUGUUCGUUCCGGAGGUAUGUUCGUCAGAAAAUGAUAUCCAUUGUCGGAAUUGUCCUAUUUGUGUCUAAAUAAAAUUCAGUGCAUCCUGCACUCUGACAAAAAGUUGUAGCAACCAAAGUCUUGGUGAUACGCCAUCUGUACGUCGAACUAUUGCGUUAUGACCCAAUUCAGCGGUUCUAGUUGGUAUUGACCCGCUUUGACAAUUGCAUUUGGAGGAAAUCAAAUCAUUUUCACGAAGAAUUUGGAGAAAAACGCCUUCCAGGCUCAAGGGAAGCGAAAAAAGUGAGAAUUCAGAAUGCGUACAAUAGGCGAAUCUCAAUUAAAUCUUUUAAUUGCAAGGUUUACCCAAGUGUCAUUACAUAUCACCCGUAUAAGAAAAACAGUAGCAGCUGCUUGCUCCACCGACGAAGUAGGCCAGUCGAGCAUCAGAUGACAAGUGUGGAACAAUCGACAGAAAGGAAGCAAAUUUUUGAAUAGACAUCACGCCAACAUAAGCUCAUCAAAACAAAUUACUCUCAUGGAGUUAAAGUGCACAUAAUAUUAAUUAAAAGGUGACAUUAGGAUAUAGUAAAUUUGCAGCUAACAUUAUCGUUGAAGUAUGUAAGUGAGAAAGCUUUAUGUAUAUUGUUUUGAUUUUCGAUAAAACAGAUAUUCACAAGUUUAACAUGCUGCACAGGUAAAGCUGAGAUUAAGAAUCAUACAUAUAAACUUUGAAGAUGAUUACUGUAAAAAAAUACAGAAAACCCCUAGGUAAAAUUGGAGCAAAUGAUCAAAUUCUGUGGAAUCCACAAAUCAGCAAAUUUCACACUUGAAGGAAUGAAAAGACUUUUAUUCUAUAGCAGGGGGAAUGGGAAAAUAGUACAUGCCUAGUAAAAUUUACUAGUCAAAACAAAGAAGAAAAGAAACUAUAUCAUAACACGUGGAACAAAACUUAUAAUAAAUUAUUUCCAAAUUGCCAAACAUUACAAAAAAGGACACAUUAAACUAAGCCUGCGCAAUUCUUACUUUUACGAGUAAAAAUCAUGUAACCAUACCGAAUAAUUAUGAAUUAUAACCCGGACUACAAGCAGCCACUGGUGAGAGGCACAAAAAAACCCUUCGCAUUUGAAUUUCAAAUAUGUACACCUAUACGCAUAAAAACAAAUUCGCGAGAGAAAAAAAUCCAAUUAGCCAACUCCCAACUGCACUGAACACCGUGGAGCGCGUAGUGGUCAAAUGAAUCUCGAUUGCAGGGGGCGCGUAUAGGGAUUUAUGACGGCUGCAAAACUAUACACAGCCCAGCUACGGGUUGAUUGCAAACCAAAAAAAAAGACAACAAAAAAACUAGAAGUUCAGCAUUAAUUGGAAGAUUAUUUAAUAAAAACACUGUAUAACAACGAGAGAGAG
Topomyia yanbarensis is the source of this 20520-nucleotide messenger RNA. It is a transcript of the gene DIP-alpha, whose product is annotated as lachesin. The coding region runs from base 1156 to 2757 and encodes 533 amino acids. The record is from RefSeq and is a predicted model, not a curated record. The transcript is spliced from 10 exons. NCBI's taxonomy places the organism in Eukaryota, Metazoa, Arthropoda, Insecta, Diptera, Culicidae. Gene Ontology annotation, cellular component: neuron projection.